Molecule: messenger RNA, 1381 nt
Organism: Phacochoerus africanus (Common warthog)
Lineage: Eukaryota; Metazoa; Chordata; Mammalia; Artiodactyla; Suidae
Gene: GIPC2
Product: GIPC PDZ domain containing family member 2
Exons: 6
Coding region: 121-1062 (313 amino acids)
Molecular function (GO): protein binding
Source: RefSeq, a predicted model, not a curated record
UUGGCCCAGCCCAGGCUGCACCUGCCCCUAGCCAGCAGGCCCUUAGCGCAAAGUCCGGGGGCCCAGGCCAAGGAGGCAGCAGUCGGAACGCAGGUAGCUGCCCGCCCUCGGCCAGGCAAGAUGCCCCUGGGGCUGCUGAGAAAGAAGAAACCCAAGAGCAAGGAGACCUCUCGGCUGGUGGAGGGCGAGCAGGCGGAUGCGGCUGGCAGCAGCCUCCCCCACCCCACGGUGCCCACCCGCAGGCUGGUUUUCCACACGCAGCUGGCCCACGGCAGCGCCACGGGCAGAGUAGAGGAUUUCUCCAGCAUCAAGGAGCUCUAUGCCAAGAUCGCGGGCGUGUUUGAGAUCUCGCCGUCCGAGAUCUUAUAUUGCACUUUAAACACACCUAGAGUUGACAUGGGAAAACUCUUAGGAACACAGAUAGGUCUUGAAGAUUUCAUAUUUGCCCAUGUGAAAGGGAUCAAAAAAGAAGUGAAUGUGUAUAAAUCUGAGGAUUCGCUUGGUCUCACUAUUACAGAUAAUGGUGCUGGCUAUGCUUUUAUAAAGAGAAUUAAAGAUGGCAGUGUAAUUGACUCUGUUAAAACAAUCUGUGUGGGGGACCACAUCGAAUCCAUCAAUGGAGAAAAUAUCGUUGGGUGGCGUCACUUUGAUGUUGCCAAGAAGUUAAAGGAAUUAAGAAAAGAGGAACUCUUUACCUUGAAGUUAAUAGAACCUAAGAAGGCCUUUGAAAUUGAGCCCAGAUCAAAAGCUGGAAAGUCAUCAACAGAAAAGAUUGGUACUGGAAGGGAGACGCUUCGCCUGAGAUCAAAAGGUCCUGCCACCGUGGAAGAAGUGCCCUCUGAAGCCAAAACAAAGGCAAUUGAAAAGAUUGAUGAUCUUCUUGAAUUGUACAUGGGAAUUCGAGAUAUCGAUUUAGCUACCACAAUGUUUGAAGCUGGAAAGGACAAAGGUAACCCAGAUGAAUUUGCGGUGGCACUUGAUGAAACUCUUGGAGACUUUGCGUUCCCAGAUGAAUUUGUUUUUGAUGUUUGGGGAGUCAUUGGUGAUGCCAAACGAGAAUGACCAUGAUGUGAAUCAUCAUCUCUGGAGGAAUGAACCGUGGUUCCUUAAAAAAAACAGUAAGACCUGCUUUUAGACACUGUUAUGGACUCUGGUUUGGUUUUCUGUGUAUGAAAUACAUGUUCUAAGUAUAAUUCUCAAUGUAACUUUGAUUUCUGGGCAUUAAUGCAGUUGCACAUGUAGUAUGCUUAAUAUAAAUUGCCUAAAAGGUGAUCGAUUUUAAUAUUCAUUCAAAAGCUUUUUUAAAGUUAGUUUCAGGAGUAUUUCUAGAUAGGUUAUUAUUAUUAUUUUUGUUUUUUGCUUUUUGGGGCCCCACCUGUGG